Molecule: messenger RNA, 1897 nt
Organism: Pelmatolapia mariae (spotted tilapia)
Lineage: Eukaryota; Metazoa; Chordata; Actinopteri; Cichliformes; Cichlidae
Product: E3 ubiquitin-protein ligase RNF126-like
Exons: 9
Coding region: 25-987 (320 amino acids)
Biological process (GO): protein ubiquitination
Cellular component (GO): cytoplasm
Molecular function (GO): ubiquitin protein ligase activity
Source: RefSeq, a predicted model, not a curated record
UCUUUACCUGUUUAGUAGCUAAAGAUGGCUGAAGCUCCUCCAUGGCCCAGCCGGUUUUUCUGUCAUAGAUGCUCAGCAGAGAUCAGUCCUCGGCUUCCCGAGUAUACAUGUCCAAGAUGUGAGUCAGGGUUUAUUGAAGAACUGCUGGAGGAAAGAAGCGCUGACAAUGGCUCCAUGUCUACCAUCUCCAGCGGGCCCCAGAACCAACAACCAUUUGAGAAUGCGGACCAGCACCUGUUUACAUUCCCUUCAGGCUAUGGCCAGUUUGCCCUGGGUGUCUUUGAUGAUAGCUUUGACUUUGGGGCUGGACUCGCAACAGAGGAUAACCGGGAUGCUGAAAACCGUCGGGAAAGGGAAGCUGCAUCUCGGCAACGAUAUGGUGCCAGGCAACCAAGAAGUCGCCAUGGUUCAAGACGACAAGCAGGGAGACACGAGGGAGUUCCCACUUUAGAGGGAAUCAUUCAGCAGCUAGUAAAUGGAAUAAUUGCACCUACGGCAAUGCCAAACAUUGGUGUUGGACCCUGGGGUGUUCUUCACUCAAAUCCUAUGGACUAUGCCUGGGGUGCUAAUGGAUUAGAUGCUAUUAUAACACAGUUAUUAAAUCAGUUUGAGAAUACAGGACCACCACCUGCUGAUAGAGAUAAAAUAAAAAGUCUUCCUACAGUACAAAUUACAGAUGAGCAUGUUGCUUCAGGACUGGAAUGUCCAGUGUGUAAAGAAGAUUACAGUGUUGGUGAAAAUGUGAGGCAGCUCCCAUGCAAUCACAUGUUUCACAAUGAUUGCAUAGUCCCUUGGUUGGAACAGCAUGACACUUGUCCAGUGUGCAGGAAAAGCUUGAGUGGACAGAACACAGCAACAAACCCUCCAGAACUAUCAGGGAUGAAUUUUACCUCCUCCUCUUCCUCCUCCUCCUCCUCAUCAUCAUCCUCCUCAACACCCCAGUCCUCAAGUUCAACCAGCAAUGAGAACUCCACAGAUAAUUCGUAGGAAGAACAUGUGUCACCCCAUGAGCUGUUUUUAGCUCUCAGGCUGCUGUACUUUAGAGCAGUGACCUCCAUUCUCUCCCUGCCGAAGGGCAGAAACCUGAGUGCAUCUCCCCAGGAGCACUCACGCUGAUUCACGGAUAAGUGAUACAUGAGGCCCAUGUAUUUCUGCCCAUCCUGUUGCUCCCACCUUCAUCAGGAUUCUGAACAAAGGAAGGGCAGAGGCCUGGAGUGCACCUUCAGUCAGGGAGGAUGCAUAGAAGCAUGGAUACUUAAAGAGGCUUGAUCUGCCUGAAUCACCUGAUAUAAGAAGAGAAAAAAAGAAUCCAAAGGUAGAAAACUAGAACAAGACAGUUGCUGUUCUUUUUUAUUUCUUAUUUUUCAAUCUCUUGAUUUGUUUGUUUUAUGAUGACCCACUUUUUUCAGUAAAGCAAGAGAAUAAUAAAGCUGUCCCUUUUUAAGGAGCAUUCAUAUCUCAUAUAUUAAAUGACCCAAAGUGCACUGUAGUGCACUGCUUAAGCGUGCACUUUGAACUUGCAUUGAAAGAAUAUUAUAUCUGACCCCUUUAGCUCUUUAAAAAAAAACUGACAAUAGUUUAUAUAAUUUUAUUGUCAACCUGUACUUGCCAUUUUAAGAUUACCUGAAUCACACAGGUACCAUUGUUUGCACUUGAAAUGAUCUGUUAAAUUGCAGUAAAUUUUUUAUCAAUUGCCACAUACUUCAUGAUUUAUAUUUGCAACCAUAAAACACGUUUCCACAUAUGAUACACGUGAUACAUUUUGAAACAUUUCUGUGCAUUUUAAUUUAAACAUAAAUAUUUUCUAAAGUUGCCAGUUGAAUACCUCUUGAUUUGCAGUAUGAUCAUGUACAGACAAAACUGUCUAACAGAUGAAAAUAAAGAUGUUUGGGUGCUA